AUGGCAUGCGACUAUGGGCUGGGAUCUGGCUUCGAGCCGAAGCAUAUUGAUCGUAAAUCACUCUACGUCAGCCUGGAGGAACGAAUCAAGUACCUGCAUGACUUUCUCGACUUUAACUCUAUUACUAAUGUGGCCUCGCUCUACGCAGCCGACAUUGAGGCCCUCCAGUCGGGCUCCAAAUAUAUCAAACAACUUAUUCCCGCAGUCGUCAAUCUCGUCUACAAGAAGCUAUUGCAGUAUGAUAUCACUUCACGAGCUUUCCACACCCGAAACACGGCCGACGAGACCACCCCGGACAAGGAGUGGUUGGACGAAGAAACACCCCAGAUUCAGCGACGAAAGAUGUUUCUCCGCUGGUAUCUCAUCAAACUCUGUUCAGAUCCCACCAGUAUUGACUUCUGGAGAUACUUGAGCAAAGUCGGGAUGAUGCACUGCGGCCAAGAGCGCCUUCAUCCGCUCAACAUCGAAUUCAUCCACAUCAACGCCUGCGUGGGUUACAUCCAGGAUAUCUUCAUCGAGGCACUCCUCUCCCAUCCCCGCAUCGCCCUCCCACAAAAGAUCGCACUCGUGCGAGCUGUCAACAAGAUCCUCUGGAUCCAGAAUGACCUGUUCGCCAAAUGGCGACUGCGUGACGGCGAGGAAUACGCCGAUGAAAUGUCCGUGUACAGCUUUGGUUCGGGCAAAGAAGGGUACGUCGGAGACAAGAAGGUUUUGGGCGACGAGACGAGCCAGCUGGGAGAUGAUGACGGGGCCAGCAUUUUGAGUAGUGUGGCCCCUUCCACGCAUACAAGUCAGACGACUCACACCAUCUCUUCCACAUCUUCGCCGGCGGCCUCGAAAGCAUCUGCAUGUCCCUUUGCCGAGUUGGCUCAGGCUCGUGGGGCGGCUAGCGAGACUAAGAUCUGGGCAAAUUGA
Molecule: messenger RNA, 915 nt
Organism: Penicillium oxalicum
Lineage: Eukaryota; Fungi; Ascomycota; Eurotiomycetes; Eurotiales; Aspergillaceae
Product: protoglobin family protein
Exons: 3
Coding region: 1-915 (304 amino acids)
Molecular function (GO): oxygen binding; heme binding
Source: RefSeq, a predicted model, not a curated record